UGGCGCCUUCCCCUGGAGAACGCCGGGAAUGGGUCCUCCCGGAAGUGACCUCACCGCCUCCUUGCGCAGUGCCCGAUCCUACCGGAAGUGGCAGGCGGAAGCCGAUGAAUCCCGUGCUGUGGAGGGCGAGGCGCAGGUGCGAUCAUGGGUCGCGAGUUUGGGCAUCUGACGCGGAUGCGCCAUGUGAUCACCUACAGCUUGUCGCCCUUCGAGCAGCGCGCCUUCCCGCACUACUUCACCAAGGGCAUCCCCAAUGUGCUGCGCCGCACUCGGGCGUGCAUCCUUCGUGUUGCGCCGCCAUUUGUAGCGUUUUAUCUUGUCUACACAUGGGGAACCCAGGAGUUCGAGAAAUCGAAGAGGAAGAAUCCAGCUGCCUAUGAAAAUGACAAAUGACCAACUCAUCAGGAUGAUGGUUCCUUGUCUCUGAAAGACCCAUCUCUGGGAGAAGAGUCCACAUUGUAGUGUCUUGAAGACACAAUAAACUUUCUAUGGGCUGCACUGUUACGAUUUUGCGUUUUUGUGAGCAUAAUCCUUGGAUGUGACUGGUAAUUUUCAAGUUCAUGAAUUCUUCUCCCAGCAUGAGUCCUGAACCAUUUUGGCUAGUGUAAGUUUGGUGAAGGAGUGUGGCUCACCUUUGUUCUGUAAUCCACAAGAAUGUAGCUGCAGCUACUCCUGUACUUGACCUGUUGUGAAUAACACAGACUACAGCGAAUGUUGGCUUUCUGCCCUCUGCUCCCAUGACAAUAAAAUCUCCUAACUAUUGUAA
Molecule: messenger RNA, 766 nt
Organism: Phacochoerus africanus (Common warthog)
Lineage: Eukaryota; Metazoa; Chordata; Mammalia; Artiodactyla; Suidae
Product: cytochrome b-c1 complex subunit 8
Exons: 3
Coding region: 145-393 (82 amino acids)
Biological process (GO): mitochondrial electron transport, ubiquinol to cytochrome c
Source: RefSeq, a predicted model, not a curated record